AUGUUCUGCAGUAACGAAGACAGUUUCGCCGCUGAUACAGUUCAUGUAGACGCAUGCCAGUUUCGAGAUCUGAAACCAGCAGUGGUUGAGCCCCACUUCCUGAAACGGGACGUGGGAUAUGCACUGUUGCUGUUGCUGAGAUGGAGCCCGGGAUCUGGCGUUGGCUUUGAGUUGGGGCUAGGAGUAGUCCUAAAAAGCCAAUUUCGGCUCGUUGAAGGCGACGCUGGGGUGACAGCUCAUGAGAAAGACGGCUCUGGUGUUUUAGGUGCACCCACAUCUCUCCCCACUCCAGUGGCAACUGCUGCACUGAAUCACUCAGAAGAGGUACCUUACAAGUGCAAAUCAGAACGAGAAUGGAAGCGGCUGGAUCUCACCAUUAAAGAGGAGGACAUAGGCCACGGAUUGCUUCACUUCUUUAGCCCCACAAGCCACGAAGAAUACCAAGUCCAGUUGGCUGCAGAGUAUGAGAGGAUGACAGAAAGACAGGAAGAACUCCGUCUUUUGGUGAGGAGAGCUGCCAUCAGAAAAGUAGAGCAUGCCCAUAUGUAA
Messenger RNA from Cantharellus anzutake, 549 nucleotides. RefSeq lists its product as uncharacterized. The transcript is spliced from 2 exons. Bases 1 to 549 code for a protein of 182 amino acids. The record is from RefSeq and is a predicted model, not a curated record. Lineage: Eukaryota; Fungi; Basidiomycota; Agaricomycetes; Cantharellales; Hydnaceae.